AUGUCACUUGAUAAACCUGCUAGAGUGCAAGUAGACCCAGAAACUAUCCCACAAGAAGAUGCUCCACCUCAAACAGGUACUGUUUUCAAUAUUUGGUAUAAUAAAUGGUCUGGUGGUGGAAAUCAAUUCCAAUUAGUUAAGGCAAAAUAUAAAUUAAAUGUUGAAAAAGAUUCAGGUUAUACAAAAGCAAAUAAAACUGAUGGUUUAAAGUUUUUUUGUUUAUUUUUCGCAAAAGGAAUGUGUACAAAGGGUAAAAAAUGUGAAUAUUUACAUAGAAUACCAAAUGAAUUUGAUUUUUUACCUCAAACUGUUGAUUGUUUUGGUCGUGAAAAAUUUAGUGAAUAUAAAGAUGAUAUGAGUGGGAUUGGUUCUUUUAAUCAUGUUAAUAAAACUCUUUAUAUUGGUGGGCUAAUCAUUAAAGAUAAUACUCAUGAUUUAUUAAAUAAAAAUUUUAGAAAAUUAGGUAAAAUUGUUAAAAUUAAUGUUAUAAAUAAUAAAAAUUGUGGAUUUAUAACUUUUAAAGAUGAAAUUAAUGCUCAAUUUGCUAAAGAAGCUAUGAUUGGUCAAAGUCUUUAUGAAAAUGAUAUAUUAAAUAUAAAAUGGGCAAAUGAAGAUCCAAAUCCUGCUGCAAUUAAACAGAAAAAAAGACAACAUGAAGAAGAAACUUUCCAAAUUGUGGAAAAUUUAUUAACAAAAUUUGAUCAAUCUAAAAAAAUUAAACCAAAUCAACAACAAGAACCUGAAAUUGAAGAACCUAAAGAAUUUGAAACUCCUGUAGUUGAAAAGGAAAUUAAACAAAUUGAAGCAUCAAAUUCCAAAUCAACUAUACUUAAUGAAAAAUCAUUAAAUUAUUUAAGUCUUUUAGGGAAAGUUAAUCAAACUUCAACUCAAAAGAAAGAAACAGCACCAUUAGUUUCUGGUUAUGAAAGUAGUGAUGAUGAUGAAUGA
Hansenula ciferrii is the source of this 948-nucleotide messenger RNA. RefSeq names its product active spliceosome conformation promoter CWC2 (gene CWC2). The transcript has a single exon. Gene Ontology annotation, cellular component: U2-type catalytic step 2 spliceosome; Prp19 complex; U2-type catalytic step 1 spliceosome. NCBI's taxonomy places the organism in Eukaryota, Fungi, Ascomycota, Saccharomycetes, Phaffomycetales, Wickerhamomycetaceae. The record is from RefSeq and is a predicted model, not a curated record. Gene Ontology annotation, molecular function: U6 snRNA binding; pre-mRNA binding; metal ion binding. The coding region runs from base 1 to 948 and encodes 315 amino acids.